AAGAAGGGGACUCUUUAUGUCAGGCAUUUUAGAUCUAGAAAUUAAGUCCCUUCUUUCUCAACCCUUUGGAGAGUUUUCCUUUUCCCCAGUUUGAAUGCUGUAAACUUUAGGUAACUGGUUAGAAGCGGUAUGGGGUUCUUCAAUACGAGUUUGAGGUUCCGAGGCUCUGGGAGCCACGAGACUAUAAGGGCUUGUUGGUCCGGCAGAUAGACCGGAUGCCCACCACUUGUGGAAUGCAGGAUGCAGGAGGUGGACGGAGCAUCUCCACUCAUCUGAGCACCCGGCCUCGGGGAGCCUCCCUACCCCAGGCUGGGCGGGCUCACUGUCGACUCCUCCCUUUCCUUCUCUCCGCAGCUCUCCAGGAGGAGACGAUCCGCGGGAUUUUACGAGCUUCGUGUGGUCUCCCAGCACAGCCUCUCUUCAAGACCGCUCCGGGUUAUCCCGCACCCCCAUUGCCAGCCCUGCAAACCCCACCGAUGACGCCCGGCCCUGGGGGGAUUUGAUCUUCCAUGGCCACCGAUGACAGCAUCAUUGUGCUGGAUGAUGACGAUGAAGAUGAAGCAGCUGCUCAGCCAGGGCCCUCCCACCCCGCCUCCAGUCCACCCUCACCAGGGCCUGAAACCCCUGGCCCCUCUGAGCCCCAUGGGGUGGGAGGAACCGGUAACUCAGGUGGUAAGAAAUGCUACAAGUUGGAGAAUGAGAAGCUGUUUGAAGAGUUCCUUGAACUGUGUAAGACACAGACAUCAGACCACCCUGAAGUGGUCCCGUUCCUCUAUAAACAGCAGCAGCGUGCCCAAUCUCUGUUUCUGGCCUCAGCUGAGUUCUGCAACAUCCUCUCCAGGGUCCUGUCUCGGGCCCGGAACCGACCAGCUAAACUCUAUGUCUACAUCAAUGAGCUCCUCACUGUUCUUAAAGCCCACUCAGCAAAGAAGAAGUUGAACCUGGCCCCUGCAGCCUCCACUUCCAGUGAACCCUCUGAGACUAACCCUCCCACAGAUCCCCCCUCAGACCCCACAAAUGCUGAAACCACUGCCUCAGAGGCUUCAAGGACACGUGGUUCCCGGAGGCAGAUCCAGCGCUUGGAGCAACUGCUGGCACUGUAUGUGACAGAGAUCCGACGGCUUCAGGAGAAGGAGCUGGACCUGUCAGAACUUGACAAUCCAGACUCUACAUAUCUUCAGGAGGCCCGUUUGAAGCGGAAGCUGAUCCGCCUCUUUGUGCGGCUGUGUGAGUUGAAGGACUGCUCUUCACUGACUGGACGGGUCAUUGAGCAGCGCAUCCCCUAUCGGGGUACCCGUUACCCAGAGGUCAACAGGCGCAUCGAGCGGCUCAUCAACAAGCCAGGCCCUGAUACCUUUCCCGACUAUGGAGAUGUGUUGCGGGCUGUGGAGAAGGCAGCGACCCGGCACAGUCUUGGCCUUCCUCGCCAGCAGCUUCAGCUCAUGGCUCAGGAUGCCUUCCGGGAUGUGGGCGUCAGGUUACAGGAACGUCGCCACCUUGAUCUCAUCUACAACUUUGGCUGCCAUCUCACAGAUGACUAUAGGCCAGGCAUUGACCCUGCACUAUCAGAUCCCACAUUGGCCCGCCGCCUUCGGGAAAACCGGAGCUUGGCCAUGAGCCGGCUGGAUGAGGUCAUCUCCAAAUAUGCAAUGUUGCAAGACAGAAGUGAGGAGGGCGAGAGACAGAAGAGACGAGCGCGGCUCCAGCGCAUCUCUUCCUACUCCUCAGGCUCCCCUAAAGCUUCCUUGGAUUCUGGUGAGGGUCCCAGUGGAGUGGCAUCCCAGGAGUGCCCUACUACCUCCAAAGCUGAGACUGAUGAUGAAGAGGACGAGGGAAGUGAGGAGGAGGAGGAGGAGGAGGAGGAGGAAGAGGAUGAAGAGGAAGAAGAGGAAGACGAAGAAGAGACCACAGACUCUGAAGAUGAUGAGGAUCUAGAACAGUUGCAGGAAGGUCAGGGGGGUGAUGAAGAGGAGGAAGAGAGAGGAGAUAAUGAAGGAAAUAAGAGCUCCAUGUCCCCAUCACACAUUUCCACUAAAAAGAACUCAGAAGCUAGAAUGGGGCUUAGGUCUUCAGGGGAACCUCGGAACAAAGGGCUGACCGUGACACCAGCUUCUCUGGAAGAGCCCCCUGCACCUGCCAGCAUUGAUGCAGGAAGCAGUGGAGAACAGCUUGAAGAGUUCCCCUUGGAGGGGGAGAGUCCCACGUCCCAGCUCUUUGAGCUGGAGAUCGAAGCCUUGCCUGUGGAUGCCACCCCUUCCCCUGAGGAAAGGGACGUUUCCUCUUUCAGGAAGCAGCCAGAAGAUUCCCUCCCCACGGUGUUGGAAAAUGGGGCAGCUACAGUCACCUCCACAUCCUUCAAUGGGGGUGUCUCUCCUCACACCUGGCGAGAUUCCAGUCCCCCCUGCAAGAAAUCUCGGAAGGAGAAGAAGCAAUCAGGAUCGGGACCAUUAGGAGACAGCUAUGGUGAAAAGCAAAUGGCCGAGCAGAAUAGGAAGAAGAUUGACCCCCCGCCUAGUCCAUCCUCCCCCAUGGCUUCCAUGGCUCCAGUUGCUGAUUCCUCCACAAGGGUGGACUCUCCCAGCCAUGCACUGGUGACCAGCUCCCUCUGCAGCCCUUCUCCAGCCCUGAUAGCCCACAUCCCCCAAUCUCAACCUCCCCUGCCUUGUACUUAUAAGAUGAGUGUGGCCACACAGUGCGACCCCGAGGAGAUCAUCGUGCUCUCAGACUCUGAUUAGAGUCCCCCUCCUGGGGCCAGGUUUUGGGGAUAGCGUUUGCCGCAAGGAUGGACUGAGCUAAUCCCAUUUUGGUGGUGUUUCUUUUGAAAAAAAUCAAAAGUUUUAAGUUUUACACAGACACAAUAAACAAUAAAAUUCUUUUCUUA
Molecule: messenger RNA, 2881 nt
Organism: Nannospalax galili (Upper Galilee mountains blind mole rat)
Lineage: Eukaryota; Metazoa; Chordata; Mammalia; Rodentia; Spalacidae
Gene: Daxx
Product: death domain associated protein
Exons: 8
Coding region: 510-2735 (741 amino acids)
Molecular function (GO): histone binding
Source: RefSeq, a predicted model, not a curated record